Molecule: messenger RNA, 935 nt
Organism: Paraphaeosphaeria sporulosa
Lineage: Eukaryota; Fungi; Ascomycota; Dothideomycetes; Pleosporales; Didymosphaeriaceae
Exons: 2
Coding region: 114-755 (213 amino acids)
Source: RefSeq, a predicted model, not a curated record
AUAUUGAGCUCAUAUAUGUUCCUACAACUCGAAAACUGCUGGUAUCCUAUGGGCGUGACCCUCCUCAAAUCAGAGUCGACCCUGCCCGGAUCGAAGGAUUCUUGCAAGGCCUCAUGAACUACAUACAAGUCGCUGCACGAUAUCGACGCGGCCAAGAAAUUGCAUGCUUAACGCCAUGCUGCAAUGCACUGAGUACGCAUGCCAUCCCAAACAAUACUAUAAACCCAAGGCUCCGGGUGAACGUUCGGCGACGUCAUCUCGUACUGACACAGUCCAGGCUGCCCAUUUCAUAUUGGACCAAUUGCUUCUAUUCCACAUUGGAGCAUAGUAUACUCCGAAUACAGCUAUAUUUCCUUCGGAACGUUUUUACGCAUCUGAACACAUCUAUCACUCGAUCAAUACGGACUCCGUUCAACCGUGGGGAGACGUCGCGUGGAAGUAUGCACGCAGCAUACAUACGAUUAACCUUUCUACCUCGCCGAAUGUUAUUCUGCAGCAGCUUGCUGCGCUCGUCGUUUGUUGCGGCACAGUACUGGGGUAAGAGCACUAGAUUAAUUAAUAGUCGGGCGUACCAGCGACAGCCGCGUCCUCUGAGCCGAGGGCCCGUCCACCAGGAACGUCGCAAUAACGACCGACAAGUGCUGGCACACGCUAUUGCUCUUCUAGAAGGCAUAGGUCGCCCCUUUUGGGCCUUUGUGGCCCAGCAUGGCUGCGACGGCACACCACGAUCGCAAUGCGUCCUUCCUGGGGUAUAACGAACGUACAAGGGGCCAAGCAGUCGUUGCAGCACCCCACAAGAAGUUCGAGAUCAAAUAGAAUACUCUCCAGUGUAAGGACCUGCAGGAGCAUCCACGACAACCUCUGACCCGAACGCUCGAACAAUUGAAACUAUGGGGGAAAUGUGACCUUCAAUAGUUGGAGGGCUCUCCUGCUCU